UUUAUUUCAACUUGUGGAGAUUGGAAAAGGCCAAAGAAAUAUUGGAUGAAAUGGACAAGAGUUGCACCAAGAAUGCAGAGAAGUUGCAAAUACAUCGAUCUGUCGUACUCUGCAACAGUAUUUUCUUCAUCAUCUUUGUCAUUUACAAUAUGUACAGUGUAUCAACUUUAUCGACAGCCUUAAUUAAUGGAGUUGCGCCUUGGAAUGUUUAUAAUCCCAUAUUAAAUUGGCGUGAUGGAACUUGGGAAUUGUUGCUUUCUUCUCUUAUUGAAUUUAUUUUAGUAUAUUUUCCUGCUGUUUACAACAAUGCAGCUGAUAUCUACCCUGUAAUCUAUGGAUUAACGAUUCGUCUGCACAUUAAUCUGCUAAUCAAACGCAUUGAACUAUUAAGAUGCGAUGAUAACAGAAGCGAGGAAGAACACUACGAGGAGUUGACUGGAUGCAUCAAGGAUCACAAGCGUCUUUUAGAAUACUGCAACAUUUUGAGACCUUUAAUCUCUCGCAUUAUCUUUGUGCAGUUUAUUAUGGUCGGCAUCAUAUUUGGUCUCUGUAUGACAAAUUUAUUCUUUUUCGCCGACAUGUGGACUUGCAUUUCUACUAUGUCGUAUAUUUUUGGUUGCAUCUUUCAAACAUUUCCCUUCUGCUACAUCUGCAACAUGAUGGAGGAUGCUGUAAGCGAUCUUACUUUGAGCAUAUUUCAAUCAAAUUGGCUUGGUGCACCUCGUCGUUAUAAGUCCUCACUUCUCUACUUCAUGCAUCAAUCUCAACAACCGAUUAAGUUUACAGCUGGCAGCAUUUUUGAAAUCUCUUUGGCCACUAACAUAAAUCUGGCUAAGUUUGCCUUCACGGUGGUUACAAUUGUGCAACAAUUCAACUUGGCUGAGAAGCUGGAUCGUAAAUGA
This is a messenger RNA of Drosophila nasuta, 902 nucleotides long. Its product is annotated as odorant receptor 42b-like. The coding region runs from base 51 to 902 and encodes 283 amino acids. Gene Ontology annotation, biological process: sensory perception of smell; detection of chemical stimulus involved in sensory perception of smell. The record is from RefSeq and is a predicted model, not a curated record. Lineage: Eukaryota; Metazoa; Arthropoda; Insecta; Diptera; Drosophilidae. The transcript has 3 exons. Gene Ontology annotation, cellular component: plasma membrane. Gene Ontology annotation, molecular function: olfactory receptor activity; odorant binding.